This is a messenger RNA of Filobasidium floriforme, 1866 nucleotides long. RefSeq lists its product as uncharacterized. Gene Ontology annotation, biological process: mRNA processing. The coding region runs from base 1 to 1866 and encodes 621 amino acids. Gene Ontology annotation, cellular component: nucleus. The transcript has 12 exons. The record is from RefSeq and is a predicted model, not a curated record. Gene Ontology annotation, molecular function: RNA binding. NCBI's taxonomy places the organism in Eukaryota, Fungi, Basidiomycota, Tremellomycetes, Filobasidiales, Filobasidiaceae.
AUGUCAAACGAUACCCCUUCGCCUAGAGCCGAUGACCUGAUGGGAAGGGAAAAGACGCCCGACCUGAAAAGUGAGAAGGAGUCUGGUAGGAAAGCAUCAGAGCUCAACGAUGACCGGGAAGAUGACCGUCGUGACCGUGACCGCCACAGAGAAGAUCGUCACCGCAGGCGACACGUCUACGAGGAAGACAUGGACGAAGAACGUGAUGCCCGCAGGAAGCGUUCGGACCGACCCGAAAAGGACGACGAGACGCCUGAACAGAAGGAAGAGAGGCGUCGACGUCGUCGAGAGGAGGAAACCGACGAAGAUCGCGAGGAGAGACACAGGAAGCGAAGGGAGAAGGAAAAGGAACGCGACCUCGCCCGUGAUCGCGAUGGCGACGAGGACGGGGAAAGGAAGAAGCACCGUUCCAGGCGAGAUCGAUCCGCUUCGAGGGAGUCUCACAGAUCGCACCGCUCUCACAGGUCACACAGGUCUUCUCUUCGUGACAUUGACGCCGACCGCGACAGGAGGGUCCGUGAUCGGGAGGGACCGGGUUCUAGGGAUUCGAGAAGGUACGAUGAUCGCGAGCGGGAUCGGUACCCAAGGGAUCGGUACGAUGACAGGAGAGAUAACGGCUAUCGGCGAAGCCCCAUGCGACGUUCCCCUCCUCCCCGUCGACGAUCUCCCAUGUAUGACGUACCUCCUCCGCGUCGACCUGAACCACCUAGGGACGAAGUCUCUGCGCUUAUCGAGGAGGCUGCUUCGGAAGCUCGAUCCGUUUUCGUGUCGCAACUGGCUGCCAAACUGACCAGCAGGGACGUUGGCAUGUUUUUCGAAGACAAGCUCGGGCGAGGAUCUGUGCGCGACGCUAGGGUCGUCACUGACCGAAUCACAAGGAGGUCCAAGGGUAUCGCCUACGUGGAGUUGUCCUCGGUCGAGCUCGUUGCCCAGGCUAUUGCUCUCACUGGCACGAUCGUCAUGGGCUUGCCCAUCAUGGUCACUUUGACCGAAUCUGAGAGGAACAACCAAGGAAUUGCUAGCAUGUCUAUGGUGCCGGGAGCGCCUAUGUCCGGUCCCGGUUCGCUUCCUCCUCUUCGACCCAAUAUCCCUGGUCUUCCUGCUGCCCCUGUGAACAAGGAUACCAACGCCGAUGCUGAAGUUCCAUAUUACCGUCUCUACGUCGGUAACUUGUACUAUAACCUGAGUGCGGAUGACAUCAGACAGGUCUUUGAGCCCUUUGGCGAACUGGCUUUCGUCGAUCUCCCCAUGGAGCCACAGACCAACCGGAGCCGAGGAUAUGCGUUUGUCCAGUACAAAGAGCUUGAGCCUGCUAAAAUUGCUUUGGCUUCGAUGAACGGAUUCGAGUUGGCAGGUCGUCAGAUUAAAGUCUCUACUGUUCACGAAAAGGGUACUUCAGGUCAGGCCCGUGCCCCUGUUGAGCAACAGCUUGAGGAGAAUGGCAACUAUGGCACAAGGAUGGAUGCCUCUGCUCGUCAGCAACUCAUGUACAAGCUGGCCCGGCAACCGGACCCAAGUGUCCCUGGCAAUAUGACUUCUCCUGACACCUCCGCUAACCGUUUGAACAUCCCUGCUCAGCAGACGCAAUUCGUCCAGUUGUCCAAUAUGUUUACUGAAGAAGACACCAAAGCUGGUCCCGAAUGGGACCUGGAUCUUGCGGAAGACAUCAAGGGCGAGAUCGAAUCCAAAUAUGGCCCGGUCGACAAGCUUGUCAUCGACAAGAAUUCGAAGGGGGACGUCUACCUCAAAUUUACCGAAGUGGACUCUGCGGCCAAGGGCGUUCAAGGCCUCAACGGAAGGCUGUUCGGCGGACAGAAGGUCGUUGCCAAAUUCAUUCCUGAACCCGUCUUCAAGGCGCACAUCUAG